Scomber scombrus (Atlantic mackerel) is the source of this 3012-nucleotide messenger RNA. RefSeq lists its product as uncharacterized. Bases 1 to 3012 code for a protein of 1003 amino acids. The transcript is spliced from 17 exons. The record is from RefSeq and is a predicted model, not a curated record. NCBI's taxonomy places the organism in Eukaryota, Metazoa, Chordata, Actinopteri, Scombriformes, Scombridae.
AUGGCUUUAGGGUCUUACCUCAGAACAGGCGUGUAUCCCAUCACUGAGCAGUAUGCAGCUGAGUGUGGCUACACUGUCAGUGUUUUCCCUCAGCCGGUUCAUGUGGAGCUCCGAGCCUCUUACUUCAGCUGUCACACUGACAACAAAGAUGAUGAAGUGUUCACGUUCAACUUCAACCUGGUAACAACUCAUGAUGGACAGAAGGAAACUUAUGCUUUGAACAAGACCUGCUCUCCCUCUCUCCCCUGGUCUCCAAAAGAGGCUACCUGUGAGGUCAACUACAUGGAGGUAUCUGUGAAGAGUGAUGUCACCUGUCCAUCUGGGACAAAAGAUGACUGGGGUACACUUAAACUGGCACAUAGCUCCACCACGUCAGAUUGGCAGGUGAUGUUCCAGAUAGAAGGUGAGCAGUUGCUGCCAAGGAACCUCUCUGAAGCUCGCAAGCAGGGCUAUGUGUUCGACCUGACGGAUGGAAGGCUUGUGUUUCGUGCACCGUAUAGACAACCUGACUCGUAUAGCACUAUGAUGAAUGGUGUGCCAGUAGAGGUGGUCUAUGCAACCCUGUUCUCCAGACAAAGCUGGGUUGUCCUCAUGGUCGAACUUGUGGCUACUUGCUCCAUGCACAAAGGGUUGUAUGAUGACAGCGGUUACAUGGUUUGGGGCAUUCCUGAGUCACCGUGUCCCAGUUUUUACAACACAAAUGUCAGUAUUGGACUGAACAGUGAACUUCUGGAGCAGUCUGCUGCAGAGGAGAGAGGCUACAUUAUGGAGACUCACAACAGCACCAUCCAUAUCAGCAUCCCCUAUAAUGCUGAUGGAGUAUACAGGAAGAGCUUUGUGACUGGUGACCUCAAUGAGUUCUAUAUGUUUAAUCUUUACUUGGAACAAAUCUUGGUGGAUGACGAUAAUAUGGAGGCCCGACUCCGCUAUCACAGGACGCUGACCACUCCUCUGCUGCCACGCCCUGUUUUUACUAAUAACAGAACAGUGGUUGAGGAACGUAUGUUCACAGUCUACCUUGGAGAUGUCCCUGAUGAUGUUGAGCUAGUUGCUGUUCAGCUCAACGGACACGACUUUGCACUGCCCUUUACAAAUACAAGCACCUACACCAUCUCAAAAGUGGUUCAACCAAACAACACCCACAGCUACACUCUGAAGGUGCCUUUUGACGAUCCUGUCGUCAUACAGCAGUUCUCCAAAGAAGACGCAGCUAUGCAGCAUCAGUUGACCAUCAACUACACACUGACUGUUCAGCCUGAAAAUGAUCCUUAUUACCACUUCACAUCAGUCACUGCAUUAACAGACGUCUCUCCUCCAACCUUCAACGCGGUCUGUUCUGAGUCUGGGAUCAGCUUUAGACUGGACCACCAACCUUCUGACUACUUGUGGGACAUCAGUAUCGGCUCGGACCUUCUGACACCAGAACUGGCAGAGCAACGUGGCUACAUCAUGAGCAAUGAUAGCCAGAGUCUGCUGCUUAAAGUACCGCUCUUCACUGAAGGCUAUGAGUACAAGGACUUCACUCUGAAGGGAUUCUUUGGCACUUUUGCGAUCCUCGUGCGGGAUCAUGAAACAUCCGAGGUCCAGAGUUCUGCUGUCAAGACUUGUCCGUUCACGACUACUGAACUCAUUGUGUGUUCAACUGAUGGGAGGAUGACUGUGGUGGCUGAUUUGUCUCUGGUUGUCCCAAGUGGAGGGAUCCCUGCUAGAGUCAACCUCAUAGACAAAUACUGUGGACCCAAAGAGGUCAACGGAACCAGGGCACUCUUCUCUUUCCCACUCAAUACUUGUGGAUCCAGAGUCACGCUUGACAAAGAAAAUGUGACAUAUCAAAAUGAGAUUUUCUACAGCAAUAUGAGCAAGCAAGUUUCUGACAAUGCUACAGAGAGUGUGAUUAUACAGUGUACAUAUCCUCUGGCUGGGCUCCAUCGUCUCUUCAAGGUGUACAGGUUUGAGUCUGACAUGGCUGGUAUUGGCCACAUCCACAAUACGCACUCUACAGAAGGUCUGCAGCGUCCUACCAUCAAGCCCACUGCAGCAGUUGAAACUACAUCUGCUACCACAAGACCUUUCAUAAUGCAGCCUGCUUCCCACUCACCUGCUCACUACAUCAAAGUGUACGGAGUUUAUAAUUCCCCUUUUGGUUUCAGAAGAGUGCUUCCCAUCACCCCAGCAGAGCUCUUCUACUCUGACCCCACCAUGCACUGUGGCAGGAGGAUCCCCAACACAGUGAGCGAGUUCAGGGCCUUUGAUUGCUUCCAGCUCAACACUCCACCACCGGUUAUGUCCACCUGCGUGUCUCCACCAAACCGUCCAGACCCAUUCAGAUCUGAGAGACACUCCAUCAGAGACUUGGGCAGCUCCACCUUGAGAGCACAGAUCAUCCACUCGACAACGCAGCCACGCAUCACUAACCUCCUAAAACUGCACCACCAUGAGCCUUUACAAAGAGAUGAGAGCCUUACUGCUCUGAAUGUGGACUCCUCGGGUGGUGAAGAGCCCCUAGAGUACAACAGGGACUCCAGCUCAGGCUGCGGUCACCCUGACUCCAACUCAGCUGAGGAGUCAGAGAAGUUUUUCUACAGUGACGUGGAACAUCCGAGGGCGGCCGGUUUUGUGAGUGAGUUACAGAAGGAAAGAUGUUGGUCUGAUACGGAGCUUGAGGCGGCUGACACACUUUUGAGUCACUUUAGCCUGAUGGAGGAGGACGGACUCGAGAUCCAAACCCAACAAGGAUCUGAGGCUUCACCUGUGUUAAUACCUGCUGCUCAUUCUGCCACAAACCACACCGGCUACGUCAGCUCUAGCUGUGUCAAGGAGGAUGGAGGGUGGAUGGAGUUUAUGUCUGUGGAAAGCAGGAAUACUGAUCAGCUUCAUGAGGAGUAUCAGCCAUCUUUGCUGGUAAAGAGCAGAUCGAGCGUCUUUCGACAAUUGUCAGGAGUGAAGGGAGGAAAGCUCACAGAAUCGGAGGGAGACGCUUUACAUGUACUCCUGAGCCUUGGAGACGUGUGA